Molecule: messenger RNA, 990 nt
Organism: Emys orbicularis (European pond turtle)
Lineage: Eukaryota; Metazoa; Chordata; Testudines; Emydidae
Product: olfactory receptor 10A4-like
Exons: 1
Coding region: 1-990 (329 amino acids)
Biological process (GO): G protein-coupled receptor signaling pathway
Cellular component (GO): membrane
Molecular function (GO): odorant binding; G protein-coupled receptor activity; olfactory receptor activity
Source: RefSeq, a predicted model, not a curated record
AUGGCGAACCCAGAGUGGGGGAAUCAAACGGUUCUCAUGGAAUUCAUCCUGCUGGGAUUUGGGAAUCUCCCUGAGCUACAAACUCUUCUCUUCCUGCUGUUUCUUGUCAUCUACAUCGCGACCGUGGCUGGGAAUGUCCUGAUCAUUGCACUAGUUGUGGCUGAUCAGCAGCUUCACAUCCCCAUGUACUUCUUCCUGGGGAACUUGUCCUGCUUGGAGACCUGCUACAUCACCACCAUUCUGCCCAGGAUGCUGGCCUCUCUCCUGACUGGGGACGGGACUAUUUCAUUCAGUGGGUGUAUCACACAAUAUUAUUUCUUUGGUUCUCUGGUUGCCACAGAAUGCCUUCUCCUGUCGGUGAUGUCUUACGAUCGGUAUUUAGCAAUAUGCAACCCACUGCACUAUGCAGCCCGUAUGAGUAGCAGGGCCUCCCUCCAGCUUGCUGGUGGCUCUUGGGUAGGUGGCUUGCUAGUUAAUAGCAUAACAACAUUGUCGAUAUCACAGUUAACAUUCUGUGGCCCCAACGUUAUUGAUCAUUUCUUUUGCGAUUUUAUCCCCCUUGUAAAGCUCUCAUGCAAUGAACCUCACCUGCUGGAAACGUUGGCUUUCACAAUCACCUUCCUUUUCUCAUUGGUUCCAUUCCUAUUUAUCUUGAUGUCCUACAUCUGCAUCAUUGCCACCAUCCUGAGAAUCCCGUCCACCACUGGGAGGCAAAAGACCUUUUCCACCUGCUCCUCCCACCUCAUCGUGGUGAGCAUUUAUUAUGCAACUCUGCUGAUUGUCUAUAUGUUCCCAAGCACUGACAUCCUGAGCAACUUCAAGAAAGUUCUCUCUGUCGUCUACACAGUCCUGACUCCCCUGGUCAAUCCCCUCAUCUACAGCCUGAGAAACAAAGAGGUCCAGGAGGCCCUGAGCAAAGCUUGUAGAAAAUUCAUGUUUGUAUCAUGGACAUUUUCAGAAACAAUUAAGCAAACUUCAAAAGUAACAUAG